AUGGCUGAUCUGCCUACAACGCCUCAAAGACGAGGGUCAUGGUCCAAGGUUGUCAUAUUUGUCUCACUAUAUGUCUUGUUGCUCGAAUCCCUCAUCGAAUGGGUGCUUGUGAUAUAUCUGUUCGUCAACCAACAAGUCGAUUCCAAGAUGCUGCCGAGCUUGAUUCUGGUUCUCAUUGCGUCUCUCUUCACCGUACCACUUGUGGUUUUGCAUAGCCUACUCGCGUGGCAGUACAACAGAGUCCAAGGAUUCCGGCGGCAAAAGAAAUUCUUGCACGCCGUUUGCACCCAUCUUCUGCGGCUGACAACGAUUGUCUGGGUGGCAGCGAGUGUGGCGGGCUUGGUGGUCAUUUCGCAGCAGAUUUCCUGUCUUCCGGACAGUAUGAACGGCGGAUUCUGGAAAACCGGUGUCAGCUGUGCGCUUCAUAGAGCUGCCGUUAUCGUUUCAGUUCUGUCUUUUAUCACCGUCUGUCUCUAUUUCUGCUCCCGCGAGCUUUGCCGCCGCCCUUACGACGUUUCUCUGUUGGGGGUAUACUCGCAGCGACAGCCAAUCCGCGACGACAGUAUCUGUUCUCAAACAAGCUUUGACAGAGAAAGCUCCCUAAGGAAUGACAUUUACUACCUUUGCCGUGGGCCUGAUGUCACGUUCGGCACCCAGGGAGUCUAUAUAACGUCCAGCAACGACGACCUCAUUGAAAAGGCCGUUUCUCCGACUAUUCAGCAUCCUCGACCGAUACGUCCAAAGUCUCAACUUUGGCUUGAUACAGACCAAGAAUGCGAAGCAGCAGAGAUCCUGUCAGGGACAACUCUUGCAUCCCCAGUAUCUCGCACGCCUACUGUCGCAACGCUGAAAACUGCAAGCGAGGCUUCGUUACAAGUUCCUCCCUUUGCGGAGCUGUCCGGGACUCCCGAGGUCCCUCCAAUCCCUCCUUCACUCGGACACACGAGACAAAAGUCAUCCAUAUCAUCCCUUUGCAGGUCCCUUCUCAAAGUCCUACCCAAAUCACUUCCUCUGUCGGCGGAUCCUCAGAUCCGCGCUCUAGCUGAAGCUGAUCCCCGUCGAGAUAUCGAGCAGCAAUCACAGGGCGACGAUGUUGCUGUAAAGCAGGAACAAACUGGGCAGUCACCAACCUCUUCACCCAGACAGAACCCAUCCCUAGCCUCUACACCUGAUCGGCGUUCUGAGAUGGAAACCUCUGUGGCUCUAGCUGAGUUGAAAGAACCUUCUCGCUCACGAUCAAUGACAGCAAAUUCCGCCGAUGCUCCCGAAGUUGUGGCACCCCCGGCCACAGUUCGCAGAUCCAAUACUUCAAAUACCCUUCCUGCGUCUCACUCUGCCUAUCAGCCCCAGCACCCGGCUUACAUGCUCAUCCCACCAAAUCAGAUCGCCCGACGGCCGAUGGACCGACCUCCCAAUCGCAGGGUGUCCCUCAUUGAGCCUAACACGGUAGCCCGUCGUCACACGCAUCGCUACAGCCAAAGACAAAGACCAAUCUACCAGUUCGAUCCAAACCAGAUUCCUCGUCACACUCAGAGCCACCAUCACCGCCCUCACCAGCCAUUCGAGCAAUACCGUCCUAUGGGCCCCGCCUGGCGCAGAAACGACGUUGAAAUCAUUUAUCCCAGCACACGAAGGCCGCGCAGCUCGACUUGCGGCGGGAUUGCUUCCGUCGGACACGGACACCUGGAUAGUAUCAGGGAGACAGGCACAUCCGUGGACGAGGCUCGAGCAGCUGUGACACUUGAUGGUCGAUGGAGGCGAACCAUCCUCAACGGAAAUACGUACCGUGGUGCCAACCGCACCAGUUUGUAUGGAUUUAACUAG
Molecule: messenger RNA, 1824 nt
Organism: Aspergillus thermomutatus
Lineage: Eukaryota; Fungi; Ascomycota; Eurotiomycetes; Eurotiales; Aspergillaceae
Exons: 4
Coding region: 1-1824 (607 amino acids)
Source: RefSeq, a predicted model, not a curated record